ACAUUUCUUAAAAACCAGUUUGCCCUGCGCAAACAUUUAAUUCUACCAUUAGAAAAUAUGACAAGCUCAUUUUUAAAAAGGUCCAAUGAAAAUAAUCAACGUCCAUUAUUCAAUCAAAAACGACUUGGCAAGCUAUUAAGAAUAGUUUACCAGUUGAGUUGGCCAAUCUUGAAAUGGAAUAUUUUAAUUAUGAAGUUGUGUAUGAACAAAUAUGAUUCAAGUACUAGUGACAUUGAUCUAGAUUAA
This is a messenger RNA of Scutellospora calospora, 246 nucleotides long. Lineage: Eukaryota; Fungi; Glomeromycota; Glomeromycetes; Diversisporales; Gigasporaceae. The record is from the annotation of a GenBank genome assembly.